ACCAUAUAUUGGGCUUAGCUAUGCAUUGAGAAUAUCUUCAGCACUUAUACAUUAUUAUUCACGGAAGAUGUUAUCAAAGCAUGGUGAGAUGUGGAUGUUCUCAAUUCCAACUCGGCUGGAAUCAACGAACAGCUGAUUCUUUGGAAGCCUAAACGAAAAAAACAGGAGAGAAAGUGGGAGGCCAAUCUCUCCUUUAUUAAAAGCAAUGUACGUGUUUGGACGGUACCGAAUUUACAGAAGAAGUCAAUAAUGACAGAGGUUUGUGGUUACUGUGAGAGUUGAAUUAAAGAGGGACUAAAGGAAGCGUGACCGACAGAUCACGCUCGACCUUUUCUUACCUAUAUUCUUCCAUCUUCCAUGAAACCAGUCAUGUGAUCAAGACGUCAAGAGUCCAGUUCCAAACAACACGAAAAAUUAUUUUAUUUGUUCAGAAAUCCAUGGACAAUUAAGAAGACCCGUUUCGUCGCUUUAUAUAAACAAGAAGCUCAACAAAUCAAUUUGCCAUUCCAUCCCUUCUGGUUUUGGAGCUCUAGAAUCCAUCCCCUUCUGAGUUCUGUCGCCAUGGCCAAAUCCAUCUCUUCUUUGAUUAUUUUCUUAACAUUCUCCCUUUUCUCCUACUUCUGCUCAUUGGGUGUCGCAGCUGCAAGUAGCAAACCUCGAGGCUUUGCUCGAACUCUGCUGCCGGAGACUUUGGGGCUUAAGCGAGAGAAGAUAACCCACCUUCACUUUUACUUUCAUGACAUUGUUAGCGGCCGCAACCCGACGGCCAUCAAAGUUGCAGCGGCAGCAUCAACCAACAGAUCACUGACAGAGUUUGGCUUGGUGGUAGUGAUGGAUGAUCCCUUGACUGAAACUCCGGAGCCGACCUCAAGGCAAGUUGGAAGAGCUCAAGGGAUCUACAGCUCCGCAUCACUAGAUGAUUUGAGCUUGUUAAUGGUCUUGAACUAUGCCUUCACGCACGGGAAAUACAACGGAAGCACACUUAGCAUCCUUGGAAGAAACACCGUGUUUUCCGAGGUGAGAGAGAUGCCGGUGGUCGGGGGGACUGGGCUUUUCCGGUUCGCUCGUGGCUAUGCUCAGGCGAAGACCCACACUAUUGACCUUAACACCGGAGAUGCAGUUGUUGAGUAUAACGUUUUUGUAGUCCAUUAUUGAGUUUUUUAGUCUCGCUAGCUGAGUUUGUGUUACUGUUACGAGUCUGGAUCUGCAGUACUUGUUCCAGAUAGAAUGCAUACAAACCAUACAUAUAUUUAUUUUUUUCUGAUUUCAGACAAGCGUUAAUGGAGCUAGAUGAUUUAUAUUA
Nelumbo nucifera (sacred lotus) is the source of this 1303-nucleotide messenger RNA. Lineage: Eukaryota; Viridiplantae; Streptophyta; Magnoliopsida; Proteales; Nelumbonaceae. The record is from RefSeq and is a predicted model, not a curated record.